CUCAGGCAUUAUCCGGGGAAGCCGCGCGGCCCCGGGGUGCGCGGCGCGGGGCGGAGCCUGAUGCGGGCGGGGACGUGGCCGGAGCGGCUGUAGCGGAGCGUGUGUGAGACCGCGCCGAGCCCGAGCCAGUACUACCGCCAUGCCCGGGCCCAACCCCAGCGCUACCAGCGUCGGCUCCUCCGGCCGCUCCCCCAGCAAGGCUGUGGCUCCCCGCGCCGCCGGAUCCACCGUCCGGCAGAGGAAAAAUGCCAGCUGCGGCACAAGGAGUGCAGGCCGUGCCACGUCCACAGGGACUGGUGGGAUGUGGCGGUUCUACACUGAGGACUCGCCAGGGCUCAAAGUUGGACCUGUUCCAGUUUUGGUCAUGAGUCUUCUUUUUAUUGCUUCUGUGUUUAUGCUGCACAUCUGGGGUAAAUACACUCGUUCCUAGACUCAGCUGCCAACUUAAAGCAUACAUCUUGGACCAAAACUAUGGUGGAUCCUGGUUGUUCUUGGAGAGAGACUGGGGAAGCUUCCUAUCACCUGUUGAAGUCCUGUCAACUUUGGCUAUAAUACCGAAUUAAUUUCUCAGUUUGCUACUUGGGCAGCUUUAAAGCCUGUCAUGGGUCAUUUUAUAUUUGUAUCUGUACACUUAGAAUACAGGUAUUGCAAUAAAAUUGUAUAUGGAAAUAGAAACA
This is a messenger RNA of Motacilla alba alba, 677 nucleotides long. RefSeq names its product SEC61 translocon subunit beta (gene SEC61B). Gene Ontology annotation, biological process: intracellular protein transport. The record is from RefSeq and is a predicted model, not a curated record. The transcript has 4 exons. Gene Ontology annotation, cellular component: Sec61 translocon complex. Lineage: Eukaryota; Metazoa; Chordata; Aves; Passeriformes; Motacillidae. The coding region runs from base 140 to 430 and encodes 96 amino acids.